This is a messenger RNA of Microtus oregoni (creeping vole), 2298 nucleotides long. It is a transcript of the gene Sntb1, whose product is annotated as syntrophin beta 1. The transcript is spliced from 8 exons. Gene Ontology annotation, cellular component: synapse; intracellular anatomical structure; dystrophin-associated glycoprotein complex. The record is from RefSeq and is a predicted model, not a curated record. Gene Ontology annotation, molecular function: structural molecule activity; protein binding. Bases 298 to 1911 code for a protein of 537 amino acids. Lineage: Eukaryota; Metazoa; Chordata; Mammalia; Rodentia; Cricetidae.
AGGGGCCCUACAGGAAAGGAGAAAUAAGCAAGAAUUGAGUCGAGACUAGGAAGCUUCGGUUUGAGGAAGACUUGGAUCUGUUGCUCCACCCCGCCCAGGAUCAGGCGAGGGGGAACCAGUUCAGCAGCUGCCAAGUGGCGCACAGCGCGGCCGCGAACACGGGAAGUGGAGUCCUGGGUGCGCGCUGCCGGGCGUUUGCUUCUCCCGCGCCCCAGCGACCUGCGUCCUCCCACUGGCACCCCUUCUCCACUUUUCCCCCCGUUUGCAAUCACAUGGCAUUUUAAGAAUGCUGGAAAGAUGGCGGUAGCAGCGGCGGCUGUGGCUGCGCCGGCUGGCGGGGGAGGCGGCCGGGCGCAGCGGAGCGGACUGUUGGAAGUUUUGGUGCGGGAUCGUUGGCAUAAAGUUCUGGUGAACUUAAGCGAAGACGCCCUGGUGUUGAGCUGCGAGGAGGGCGCUGCGGCGUACAACGGCAUAGGGACUGCCACCAAUGGCUCGUUCUGCAGGGGCUCCGGGACAGGGCACCCGGCUACUGGUGUCACUCAACCCCCGGACUCUCCCGCCGGGGUCCGCACAGCCUUCACCGACCUCCCGGAGCAGGUGCCUGAGUCCAUCUCAAACCAGAAGAGGGGCGUGAAGGUGCUGAAGCAGGAGCUGGGAGGGCUGGGCAUCAGCAUCAAAGGGGGCAAGGAAAAUAAGAUGCCCAUACUCAUCAGCAAGAUCUUCAAGGGGCUGGCAGCGGAUCAGACCCAAGCCCUGUAUGUGGGCGAUGCUAUCCUGUCGGUGAACGGAGCAGACUUGCGGGACGCCACCCACGAUGAAGCCGUGCAGGCACUGAAGCGCGCAGGCAAGGAAGUACUGCUGGAAGUGAAGUACAUGAGAGAAGCCACGCCUUAUGUGAAGAAAGGAUCCCCUGUCUCUGAGAUUGGAUGGGAAACGCCGCCACCUGAGUCCCCUAGAUUAGGGGGCAGCUCUGCAGACCCUCUGUCAUCCCAGUCCUUCUCCUUCCAUAGGGACCGGAAAAACAUCCCCCUCAAGAUGUGUUAUGUCACCCGAAGCAUGACCUUGGCUGACCCUGAAAACAGGCAGCUUGAAAUCCACUCUCCGGAUGCUAAGCACACGGUGAUCCUGAGGACAAAGGACUCCGCCACUGCCCAAGCCUGGUUCAGUGCCAUCCAUACCAACGUUAGUGACUUGCUGACACGAGUCAUUGCCGACAUCAGAGAACAGCUGGGGAAGACGGGCAUUGCUGGCAGUCGUGAGAUCAGACAUCUUGGCUGGCUGGCAGAAAAGGUGCCAGGAGAGAGUGAGAAACAGUGGAAACCGGCCCUCGUUGUUCUGACCGAGAAAGAUCUUUUAAUCUACGACAGCAUGCCGCGAAGGAAGGAAGCCUGGUUCAACCCGGUGCAUUCAUAUCCACUUCUUGCUACCAGGCUCAUCCAUUCAGGCCCAGGGAAAGGCUCACCCCAGGCUGCCAUGGAUCUGUCCUUUGCAACACGAACUGGCACCAAGCAAGGAAUUGAGACACAUCUCUUCAGGGCAGAGAUCGGCAGGGACCUCUCCCACUGGACGAGGAGCAUAGUGCAGGGGUGCCACAAUUCAGCCGAGCUCGUUACCGAAAUCACCACUGCCUGCACCUACAGAAACCAGGAAUGCCGCCUGACCAUACAUUAUGACAAUGGAUUUUCUAUUUCUACUGAGCCUCAGGAGGGUGCCUUUCCCAAGACAAUCAUACAGUCCCCUUAUGAGAAGCUCAAAAUGUCUUCGGAUGACGGAAUCAGGAUGCUCUAUUUAGACUUCGGAGGCAAAGAAGGGGAGAUUCAACUGGACCUUCACUCAUGCCCCAAGCCGAUCGUUUUCAUCAUCCAUUCCUUUCUGUCUGCCAAGAUUACAAGACUGGGCUUAGUGGCCUGAACAGAGGGGCGACUGCAGUGCCACAGGAGUGCGACAUUGGGCAGUACGGCAAAUGGCGCACGCACAGCCGGCCAUCAGGGCUCAGGAGUCCCAUGUAACAUCCCAGGCUCCUCUGUCAGUUCCAGGAACUACAAGGGACACCCUAAAGAAAAUCCCACCAGGGAUGUCAGAAUAGAACUUCUUAGAGCAGAACAAGGUUAAGGGGGUGAGGGCAAACGAAUAUACACAGCACAUCUUCUGAAUAAUGACAACCAAGGACACAGCCAUUACAACAGCAUAUGCAGAUCUUAAUCACACCAGUUUCUAGGCAACUGGUUCACCCAGGUAAGCCAGGGCUGAGCAGAUGAGAAAUGGAUAGUUUCACCUACUCUUCUAUCCCCCCCCCCC